AGCGACUGUAAGUGCUGCGCUUCACCGGCACCGCUCAUAUAACUGCGAUGAGACUGGGUGGGGCACGAAAGGGGAGCCCCCACCGACGCGCCAUGAUCACGUGGACGCACGUCCCCGUAAUCGCUCUCGCAUCAGCCAUCAGGCCACCACUCCUUUCGACUUCAGCGCCCACGACACCAGCGAGCACAACGAGAGGCGUUUUACCCGGCACCCUGCUCGAACCAUAUUGGACUCGUAUUCUGUGAAAAAUGCUGGGAAAUCUCCUGCUGGUGGCUGCCAUCAUUGUCGUUUUGCACGCGGCAUUUUCUACCUAUGAACACCUCUCUUAUUUGAAAGCGCUUGGAAGGCCAGAAGGUUCCUUGCCGCAGGAUAUCGUGUUCGAAGCUCUCGCUGCUCUAGCCAUAGGCAUCGUAGGUGCAACAGUGCGUACGCCUGAACUCAGAGAGGUGACAUGGCGUAGUGAGAUGAAGCGGCGUGCCGGAGAAGAACAAGACCCGCGGAUGUCCUUUGCAACUUUCGUGCAACGCGCCGGGAUCUUGAACGGUCCAACAUCGUGACGGCUAUGCGACGUGGGGUCACAAACAUUACACGAUACUUCUAUAAUAUCGGUAUUACAGUUGACCCGUGGCACCGUUGCACCGUGUAUCCCAUUUGUAUAGUCGAUGCGCUCCAUCUCUCAAAUACAAUUGAUAAAUUGGCAAAGGCGGACU
This is a messenger RNA of Laetiporus sulphureus 93-53, 710 nucleotides long. RefSeq lists its product as uncharacterized. Lineage: Eukaryota; Fungi; Basidiomycota; Agaricomycetes; Polyporales; Laetiporaceae. The record is from RefSeq and is a predicted model, not a curated record. The coding region runs from base 249 to 557 and encodes 102 amino acids. The transcript has 6 exons.